Molossus molossus (Pallas's mastiff bat) is the source of this 3256-nucleotide messenger RNA. RefSeq names its product zinc finger protein 280D (gene ZNF280D). Lineage: Eukaryota; Metazoa; Chordata; Mammalia; Chiroptera; Molossidae. The record is from RefSeq and is a predicted model, not a curated record. The transcript has 20 exons. Gene Ontology annotation, molecular function: DNA-binding transcription factor activity, RNA polymerase II-specific; RNA polymerase II cis-regulatory region sequence-specific DNA binding. Bases 120 to 3011 code for a protein of 963 amino acids. Gene Ontology annotation, biological process: regulation of DNA-templated transcription.
CAAUGGGAGCCGCCGCCGUCGCCGUGUAGUGUUUCGUGCUCCUCCUUUUCCUCCUCCUCUUUCUCCUCCUCCUCAGGGCCCCAGUCAGGCCGAUCCGCUCCGUUCACGAUAACUCAAAAAUGGCAGAACUCUUUAUGGAAUGUGAAGAAGAAGAGUUGGAACCCUGGCAGAAGAAAGUAAAAGAGGUUGAGGAUGAUGAUGAUGAUGAGCCCAUAUUUGUUGGAGAGAUAUCAAGUUCAAAACCGGCAAUUUCAAAUAUUUUGAAUAGAGUAAAUCCCAGCUCAUAUUCAAGGGGAAUAAAGAAUGGCGCACUCAGUCGAGGUAUUACUGCUGCAUUCAAGCCUACAAGUCAACACUACACGAACCCAACAUCAAAUCCAGUGGCUGCCUCGCCAGUAAAUUUUCAUCCUGAAUCUAGAUCUUCAGAUAGUUCUGUUAUUGUUCAGCCUUUGUCUAAACCUGGUUACAUAACAAACUCAUCACGAGGUGCAUCUAGUAAUACUACAGAGUUACUGUUUGACUUGACCCAGGAUACAGGAUUAUCACAUUACCAAGGGGGACCAACACUUUCUAUAGCAGGUGUGAAUGAAAGUCCAUUUUUAUCAAAACGUCCUUCUACUUCUGAAGUAAACAGUGUUAAUCCAAAAAAACCUAAGCCCAGUGAAAGUGUUUCUGGAGCAAAUUCCUCAGCUAUAUUUCCUUCAGCUAAAUCUCUUUCAGUGACAUCUCCCCAGGCUAUGCCAUCAAAAGGUACAAAUGCCUUAUCAAAUCAAUCUAAAAAUGGAACACCUUUUCCAAGAGCUUGCCCAAAGUGCAAUAUUCAUUUCAAUCUUUUGGAUCCUUUGAAAAAUCACAUGAAGUACUGCUGUCCAGACAUGAUAAAUAACUUUUUGGGACUGGCUAAAACAGAAUUUUCAAGUACAGCAAAUACAAAUAAGGCUAUUGAUUCAGAGAAAGGAAAAUUGAUCAUGUUAGUUAAUGACUUUUAUUAUGGAAAACAUGAAGGAGAUAUCCAGGAAGAACAGAAGACUCAUACAACCUUUAAAUGCUUCAGUUGCUUGAAAAUUCUUAAAAAUAAUAUUAGGUUUAUGAACCACAUGAAACACCAUUUGGAACUUGAGAAGCAGAGCAGUGAAAGCUGGGAAAACCACACCACCUGCCAGCACUGCUACCGUCAGUUUCCCACACCAUUUCAGUUGCAGUGUCACAUUGAGAGCACACACACCCCCCAUGAAUUUUCUACCAUUUGCAAAAUCUGUGAAUUAUCAUUUGAAACAGAGCAUGUUCUUUUACAACAUAUGAAGGACAAUCAUAAACCCGGUGAAAUGCCAUAUGUUUGCCAGGUUUGCAAUUAUAGAUCAUCAUCGUUUUCUGAUGUAGAAACUCAUUUUAGAGCGUCCCAUGAAAACACUAAGAACUUGCUGUGUCCAUUUUGCCUCAAAGUUAUUAAAAUUGCGACACCCUAUAUGCAUCAUUAUAUGAAGCAUCAGAAAAAAGGAAUACAUCGUUGUACAAAAUGCAGACUGCAAUUUUUGACAUGCAAAGAGAAAAUGGAUCACAAGACUCAGCAUCAUCGAACAUUUAUAAAACCUAAGCAGCUAGAAGGAUUACCUCCUGGAACAAAAGUUACUAUUCGAGCUUCAGUUGGACCUCUUCAAUCAGGAUCUUCAACUACACCUUCCAUUAGUGCAAACACUUCUACCCUACAGGUUUCACCUCCAAGGACAAAAAGUAUAACUGCUAAAAAUCCCACCAAAUCUAACACAAGUAAACUUAAUCCAACUAAAUCUAAUGCAAGUAAACCUAAUGCAAGUAAGCCUAAUGGAAAUAAAUCUAAAUUAAAAUCAAAAUUCUCUAAUAUGCAAAAAAAACAAAGCAGUUUGGCUAGUAGCAAUAGAAAAAGUAAAGUCAAUACAGCAUUGAGGAACUUAAGGUAUCGUCGGGGAGGUCACAAGUGCAUUGAGUGUUGUUCCGAAGUAAAAGAAUUUGCAAACCACUUUCCUACAUAUGUCCACUGUAGUUUUUGCAGAUACAACACUAGCUGUAGCAAAGCCUAUGUAAAUCAUAUGAUGAGCUUUCACAGUAAUCAUCCAAGUAAAAGGUUUUGUAUGUUUAAGAAGCAUUCAGAAAAUCUCAGGGGCAUUACUCUAGUGUGCCUUAAUUGUGAUUUCCUAGCUGAUGUUUCUGGCUUAGAUAAUAUGGCUACGCACUUGAGUCAGCAUGAAACUCAUACUUGCCAAGUUGUAGUAGACAAAGCUUUUGUUCGUAUCCCAACUUCUGAACAUCUUUCUGAAUUAAAAACUGAAGCUCCCACUAAGGAACAAAAACCUGUGUCUGAGGAAAUUGCAAGACCUAAUAUGGCUGAAGGAGAAACAGAAAGAUCAAAUUCUGAGAGUACACCUGAUAAAACUUCAGAAGAAAAAAGUGGGUGUGAUACAAAUUCAUUUGAAGGAUCAUCAGCAACAAAAAGUGAAGAAAGCACAAUAGUUUCAGAUAAAGAAAAUAAUACCUGUCUUGAAGACAAGGAAACUGACUCAAAGAAUAUCUCCAGUUGUGAUUCAAAUAUUGGUGAAGAUAAAGUGGAAAAGGAAAAACAACUAGAGCACAGUUAUCAGGAAACGGAGUUGAAGAUGUGCCAAAGUUCAGAAAACAUAAUUUCAUGUGUUCAGAUUAAAGAUCAAAACUCCAGUGAAGCUAGGUCUUCUUCAAAGAAUAUUAAGGAUUUGAGGUUAACAUCUGGUGAUGUUAGCAUUGAUCAGUUUUUGAGAAAAAGAGAUGAACCUGAAUCUGUUAGUUCUGAUGUUAGUGAGCAAGGCAGUGUUCAUCUGGAACCUUUGACUCCAUCGGAGGUACUUGAGUAUGAAGCCACAGAGAUUCUUCAGAAAGGUAGUGGUGAUCCUUCAGCCAAGUCCGAUGAAAUAGCGUCUGAUCAAACAGAUGAUGUUCCUAGAGAUAGCCCUAGCACAACAGAGACAACAGUAGACCUGGCAGAUGAAAAAGAAAGAAGUUGAGAUUAGUUAAGUCAUUCUCAGUUUUAGUGUACCAACAGUAAGAGCAUUUGCAACAGUGCUAUCAGGUGAGCUCAGCAGUGCUGUUGUGGAGUUCAGAAAUAGAAAAAUAUGAGGGAGGUCAUUCAUGCACUUCAUCUGUAUGUUCAACCUAGGUUAUUACAGAAAUCAAUUCAAUAAUAUGAUUAGUAUGGCUUUCCAAGAGGUUUUAAAACAUGAAUAGGAUUUUAAUGAAAGGUAAGCUUACA